ACAGUCAUACAACAAUCCGUGAACAAUACUUCUUGGAAUCAUCGAAUUUAAUUUUCGUGAAACAUUUACAGUUUACAAUUUUUUGAUAAUUUUGUAUUGUUCAAUAUUGUUCGACUUAAAAUAAUUACUACACUUAGUUCAAAAUGGGGAAACGCCAGCAUCAGAAAGAUAAGAUGUAUUUAACAUAUACUGAGUGGUCAACACUAUACGGUGGAAGAAAAUCAGGGACGACUCUGGAAACGAGUGAAGAGAAAACGUUCAGACGUUUACCGUUUGAUCAUUGCUGUUUGUCUCUGCAACCCUUCGAACAUCCUUAUUGUGACCCACAUGGCAACGUAUUUGAAUUAGAGGCUAUUCUGGCUUAUAUAAAACAAUAUAAACACAAUCCUGUAACUGGUAAACCAUUGGAUGCAAAAAGUUUAAUCAAAUUAAAAUUUCAUAAAAAUAUGCAGGAUGAAUAUCAGUGCCCUGUUCUUUUUAAAUUGUUCACAAAACAUUCACACAUUGUUGCCAUUAAAAACACAGGAAAUGUAUUUUCUUAUGAAGCUGUUGAACAAUUAAACAUAAAAGCUAGUAAUUGGAAAGAUUUGAUAAAUGAUCAACCAUUUACACGCCAAGAUAUUAUUACAAUUCAAGAUCCAAAUAACGCGAUGAAAUUCAAUUUGUCUACAUUCCAUCAUAUUAAGAAUAACAUAAGAGUAGAAGACGAAGAAACUGUGAGAGAGCGAAAUAAUCCAAAUGCAAAAUUAAAAACCGUCUCUAUGGAAACUAAAGAAAUCUUGACAGAAUUAGAGAAAAAUUAUAAACCAACAAAAAGUAGUGAAAAAGAUGAAACAUCUAAGAAAGCUGAUAAAUUUAAUGCUGCACAUUAUUCUACUGGUGCAGUAGCUGCAGGUUUUACUUCAACAAUAAUGCCAGCGGAGACUACCCAUCAAGCAGCUGUAAUUGCAGAAGAUUUAGUGCGAUAUGAGAGAGUCAAAAAGAAGGGAUAUGUGAGAUUACUUACAAAUUUUGGCGCUUUGAAUCUGGAGCUCUACUGUGAUUUGGUUCCAAAAACUUGUGAAAACUUCAUGAAACAUUGUCAGAAUGGUUAUUACGAUGGUACAAAGUUCCAUAGAUCAAUAAGAAAUUUUAUGAUUCAAGGAGGUGAUCCAACUAAUACGGGUAAUGGAGGCAAAUCAAUUUGGGGCAAGCCGUUUGAGGAUGAGUUCAAGCCAAACUUGGUACAUCAAGGCAGAGGCAUUUUGUCUAUGGCAAACUCAGGUCCAAAUACCAAUGGAUCCCAAUUUUUCAUUACGUUUCGGUCGUGUAGACACCUCGAUCGCAAGCACACAGUUUUCGGGAAGAUAGUCGGAGGUCUGGAUACAUUGAACGCAAUCGAGAAGGUGGAGGUGGACAAUAAAGAUCGACCGAUAGAAGAUAUAAUUAUACAGGGUGUUCAAGUUUUCGUGGAUCCCUUUCAAGAAGCCGAUGAACAACUGGUUACAGAACGAGCUGCUGAAGUGGAACGAUUAGCUCAAGAAGCAAGUGAGAGUAAAACAAUGGACAAAAGGGAUAAGAACGACAAACCGAAGAUUUACCGAUCCGGUAUAGGAAAAUAUGUAAAAUUGGGACAAGAGAAAUUGGACAAACGAGACGCGAAUGCAGAACCCGCUACAAAAAAGAAAAAAGUUUUGUCGCAAUCAUAUGGAGAUUUUUCCUCUUUUACGUUCUAAUUAAUUAUAUUAUCAAAUGUGUAUAUAGCAUAUGUAUAUAGUAGGUUUUAUCGAAAUUACUAUAUAUUUUUGUUAAAUUAUAUAUAUAUAUAUAUAUAUAUAUAUAUAUAUAUAAUUUAACAAAAUUAUAGUGCAUGAAAAUAUGUUUGAAAAAUAUAUAUUUGGGUCAUGCGCAGUGUGACUUAAAAUUAGUAUUUGACAGUUUGGCAUCUGUAAAGUUUCUAACACACGAUGUGCUCAUUGGUGUGUGGAAACAUAAUAAGGAGGCACAUGUUAAUCCUGGCUGAUCUUGACAUUCAAUCUUGGCAUUCAAUCUUGGCUCUGGUUUAAUCAUCACACUCUUGGAAACCAAAGUAUCUAAUUCCUUACUAAGGUCAAACAUAGGUAUCUACUAUUCCAUCGAUACUCAGGACACGAAAAGAAUGUUGGAUAUAUACAACUAAUGGCUGGAAAUGUAACCACUCUGUGAAAACUUACAAAACAUUGAGAGAUUAAAUAAAAGAUAUUUGUUAAAUCAA
Cataglyphis hispanica is the source of this 2233-nucleotide messenger RNA. Its product is annotated as RING-type E3 ubiquitin-protein ligase PPIL2. NCBI's taxonomy places the organism in Eukaryota, Metazoa, Arthropoda, Insecta, Hymenoptera, Formicidae. The transcript is spliced from 9 exons. Gene Ontology annotation, biological process: protein peptidyl-prolyl isomerization; protein polyubiquitination; protein folding. The record is from RefSeq and is a predicted model, not a curated record. Gene Ontology annotation, cellular component: catalytic step 2 spliceosome. Gene Ontology annotation, molecular function: ubiquitin-ubiquitin ligase activity; peptidyl-prolyl cis-trans isomerase activity. The coding region runs from base 144 to 1715 and encodes 523 amino acids.